AUGUCACAAAAAUGGUCAACACGCAAACGGUCUCGAAUCGCGUGUGAUCCAUGCAGAGAACGUAAACGAAAAUGCGACGGCGCCGACCCCUGCACCACCUGCAGGGAAUGGGGCUAUGAUUGCAGUUUUCAAAAUGGACGGCGGAAGCGGCGAACUACUCAAGAACAGUUUCCGCUAGAAGGCCCAACAGUAGCGAAGUCUCCACAGAACCAAAAUGGAGUAGCAGAUACCCAUGGGCUGGUGCGCCGCCUUGAGGCAAAUUCCGGUGCAGCAUUUGUGCGCAAGAUGGGUCUGAAAAUUGAUCCCGCGAAAGCGCCAAAGCUUAGCUUGUUUGGAUGGAAUGUUGGUACUCGGAAGUUAUCAUCGGGGCUCGGUGGCAUCAAUACUGCACUGUCAAUUACGGAGAUUACGUCCGUGGAACAUAUGAGGAGCCUUGCUCAGGUUUACUUCGAUAAAGUAGAUCCAUGCUAUGGUUUUAUCGACCGAGAUCAGUUCUUUGAACGACUUGAGGCUCGCUGGCUGUCAGAGUCUGUUAGCGAGCUCCAUGAUAGUGUUCUGGGUGGUGUCGCUGCUAUUGGGUGUCUGUUCUCACAACGAAACAUGACCAUCACAGAAUUGCAUCUGAGCGAAUCGGCACGAUCUAUACUGGAGACACAUGUCUUGUCUGGGACUCCUUCUGUAGACCUCCUCACGGGAUGGACACUACGAGUCGUCUAUUUGCGACUGACAGACCUGCCGCACUCAACAUGGAUAGCCAGUUCAAGAUUGAUGCAUCUGAUAGAAGCUGCGGGAUUUCAUUUGGAGACCACAGACUCCGUUUUUCCAAGCAGCAGUGCCACCACACAGUGUGAUCCGGACAUUCGAAGACGACUAUUUGGUGUGGCACAGCAUCUGAACAUGUGGACGUCCUUUGACCUAGGACUGUCGCGGGUCUCCUUCCAAAAGAAUGAUCUGCCGCGCCCGCCAUCAACCAAACCUGGCGACUAUACAAAUGAGCUUCUCGGUCUCCUGCCCAUAUCAGCAAGCCUAGAUCCUGGAAAGUCAAAGGAAGACGACACGGAUCUUGAAGUCACGCUGGCGGAGGUUUUGGAUAGAGUCCACAAGGAGCCGCCUUCUACCAUGGCACAAUGCAAUCUUGUACUCUGCAUUCUUCGAAGAAUCCACACUCAAAAUCUUGACAUAUCCUCUUCUCUAGCAGAAAAGGUUCUGGUUCUGCUGAAGAGAGGACUCGGUUGCUCUCGCAAUAUGGCAAUGAGCUGCUCUCCUUGGCAUCAAAUGGUAAACGUACCCUUCCAUAUCACCUGUGUUUUGCUUGUGAUGGACACACGCUCAUCCCUAGCGAUGCUUUCUGAAGCGAUGCAGACAUUGAAGCUUGUUGCAUCGACUUACGAUACUGAUACCAUGAGAGAGGCAUGGAGUGCGGCCCGAUUAUUGGUAAUGCUUUAUCAGCAACGCAGGAAGGAUGAUUUAGCAAUCUUCAGUGAGGCUUUGAACAUGGAAUCACAAGAAACUCCAGUAGGACCAUCUCCACGGGAAAAUCCGAGUGCGGAGGAGUAUUCCUGGCUAGGAGCUUUGGUUGCCGAUUUACCUGGCUUGGAUAGGAUUGACCUGGAUCAAUUCCUCAAUGCAGAUAUGAUGGGUAGUUCAAGUUUUCUAGGAGGAUCUGAUUGA
Messenger RNA from Penicillium antarcticum, 1671 nucleotides. RefSeq lists its product as uncharacterized. Gene Ontology annotation, biological process: regulation of DNA-templated transcription; DNA-templated transcription; response to xenobiotic stimulus. The record is from RefSeq and is a predicted model, not a curated record. Lineage: Eukaryota; Fungi; Ascomycota; Eurotiomycetes; Eurotiales; Aspergillaceae. Bases 1 to 1671 code for a protein of 556 amino acids. The transcript has a single exon. Gene Ontology annotation, molecular function: DNA-binding transcription factor activity, RNA polymerase II-specific; DNA binding; zinc ion binding.